This is a messenger RNA of Racocetra persica, 1160 nucleotides long. Lineage: Eukaryota; Fungi; Glomeromycota; Glomeromycetes; Diversisporales; Gigasporaceae. The record is from the annotation of a GenBank genome assembly.
UAAAUAUAAAUUCCGGCUAUAUUUUAUCACUUUCAUUGUGUCUUGAUUCAAUCGAAGUGCUAGUUUACGCUGUUGAUAACAAAGAUGUACAAAAAGCUGUUAAAUGUGCUGUUGAAAUGAAAAUCGAUAUAGUUCCGCGUUCAGGUGGUCAUUCAUAUGAAAACUAUGGCUUAGGCGGUAGAAAUAAUACUAUCGGGUUUGGAUAUUACAGCCGUAAGUAUGGUUUAGCUUGUGAUAAUAUUAUUUCUAUGGAAAUGGUUGACGCCAAUGGAAACCUUUUACAAGUUGAUUCUACUUUAAAUUCCGAUCUAUUCUUUGCUUUAAGAGGAGCAGGUGGUGGAAGUUACGGCAUAGUAACAUAUUUUGUCUUUCGUAUUUAUCGAACGCCACCACAAGUUACUUCCAUAAAAUUGGAAUAUAAUAGUGCAAAUAUAACAAAUAUGAAUCAAAUAUAUCGGCUGUUUCAUGCUUUUAAUAAAGUUGGUCCAUCACUUGAUGAUGGUAUUGCUCUUAAAAUGAAGUUGGAUAAAGGUUCAUCAUCAAUUACUGGAUUAUAUUUAGGUCCACCUACCGAAGCACUAAAUGCAAUGAACAAAUUCUUAUCUGAAGCACCAGAUCCGAGUUUAUUAGAAUUUGUUCCACAAACAUUUUUUGAAGCUGUUGAAACACUUUCUAAAUCACCUAAUAAAUAUGAGGUUGUGAAUCCAGUGCAUCAUCCAAAUUUCUUUAAAGCAAAAUCUUUUAUUGUUAAUAUGGGUAAAGGAUUAACUAAACCAGCUAUAGAUUCUUUGGUUUUUUUUUUGAAUAAUGCUACUUGCGAAACUUUUGCUUCAUUCGAUUUAUACGGUGGGGCUGUAAAUAAUUAUGAUGGCUCUUCUUCUUUUAUACAUCGCGAUGUACUUUAUUGUAUACAAAUGGAAUCUGAUUGGAUAGAUAAUGAACAAACUACUGGAUGUGUUGAUGAAAUAAAUAACUUUGGAAAAAGUUUUCAAAGAAACUUUACGUCUUAUGAGAGUUAUCAAGAUUUCAUUGAUAGGGGCUUAGAUGAUUGGCAAAUAAGAUAUUAUGGUGGUAUUUUUCGAAGAUUGGUGCGAAUAAAAAGUAGAUAUGAUCCCAAAAAUUUAUUCAACUUUCCCCAAAGUAUACCUGUACAGCUUUAG